Molecule: messenger RNA, 1257 nt
Organism: Rangifer tarandus platyrhynchus (Svalbard reindeer)
Lineage: Eukaryota; Metazoa; Chordata; Mammalia; Artiodactyla; Cervidae
Source: the annotation of a GenBank genome assembly
AUGAAGAACUAUAAAGCAAUUGGCAAAAUAGGAGAGGGAACAUUUUCUGAAGUUAUGAAGAUGCAGAACCUGAGAGACGGAAACUACUAUGCAUGUAAACAGAUGAAACAGCACUUUGAAAGUAUUGAGCAAGUGAACAACCUGCGAGAGAUACAAGCACUGAGACGCCUGAACCCACACCCGAACAUUCUCACGUUGCACGAAGUGGUUUUUGACAGAAAAUCUGGUUCUCUUGCACUAAUAUGUGAACUUAUGGAGAUGAAUAUUUAUGAGCUAAUACGAGGUAUAAGACACCCGUUAUCGGAGAAGAAAAUUACUCACUACAUGUACCAGCUGUGUAAGUCUCUGGACCACAUGCACAGAAAUGGAAUAUUUCACAGAGAUGUAAAACCAGAAAAUAUAUUAGUAAAGCAGCAUGUCCUAAAGCUCGGGGACUUCGGCUCGUGCCGGAGCGUCCACUCGAGGCAGCCAUACACCGAGUACAUCUCCACCCGCUGGUACCGGGCCCCCGAGUGCCUCCUCACCGAUGGCUUCUACGGCUUCAAGAUGGACCUGUGGAGCGCAGGCUGCGUGCUCUACGAGAUGGCCAGCCUGCAGCCGCUCUUCCCUGGCGCCAACGAGCUGGACCAGAUCUCCAGGAUCCACGAUGUCAUGGGCACGCCUGCUGAGAAGACCCUCACCAAGUUCAAGCAGUCGAGAGCUAUGAGUUUUGAUUUUCCUUUUAAAAAGGGAUCAGGGAUACCUCUACUGACCACCAGUCUGUCCCCGCAAUGCCUCUCCCUCCUGCACGCCAUGGUGGCCUAUGAUCCCGACGAGAGAAUCACUGCCCACCAGGCCCUGCAGCACCCUUACUUCCAGGGGCAGAGGGCAGCCGAGAAGCAGGCACUGGCCAGGGCCAGGUGGAAGGCCCCCGCUCCCUUCCCUGAGCGCCCCAUGGCCCCAGAGCUCAACAGCACCUGGCAGACGGCGCAGGAGGGCCGGAAGCAGAAACAACCCACGAGGCCAGAGGAGGACCAGCCCCGGAGGCAGGGGCCGGCCUCCCUAAUGGAGCUGCCCAGGCUGAAGCUGUCGGGAGCGGCCACGCUGGCCUCCUACUCCAGCCCAUCCCUGCGGCCAGCGCUCGCCCGGAAGGCACCACUGCUGAGACCUCUGAAGUGCGCUGGUGCCGCCCAGAAGACAGACACGCAGAAGGACAUCAAGCCCAGCCUGAAACAGUACCGCCUGCCCGCGAUAGAGCGCAGAGGUGGGGGCUACUGA